AUGGCAGAAGACGACCGCACCGCCGUCAUCGACGAGACGCCCAUCAGCCCCGUCCGCGAGUCCUCGCACGUCCGGCAGAACUCGUUGGAGAAGCACCUGCAGCACCGUCCAGAUCCGAAGGAAUUGCGCGACAGGCACAUUCUGCUGGAUACUAAUGCUGCGCCAGCCCUGCAAGCAGCAGCACAUGAACUCGAGCGUCAGAAAGUGACGGAUUCUUUGAAGAAAGGAUUGGAGAAGCGUCCACAGAGGGAGGAUCUGGUUGAGCGCAACAUCCUCCCCUCCUCCACCGCCGCCCCUUCCAUUCAAGGUCCCGCGCGCGAGCUAGAAAAGCACAUGCGCGCCGACUCUCUCAACGAGAAGAUCUCGCACCGUCCGAAACCCGAGGAUCUGAUCAAAGACGGGAUUUUGACUGAGGAUCCGACGGAGAUCCCAAGCGAAGAGGAGAAGAAGAGGGAGGAGGAGGCGGAGAGAUUGUAUGAGGAGCGGAUUGAGGAGGAGUAUGCUAAGCGGGAGGGUGGUGCUUAG
Molecule: messenger RNA, 525 nt
Organism: Hyaloscypha bicolor E
Lineage: Eukaryota; Fungi; Ascomycota; Leotiomycetes; Helotiales; Hyaloscyphaceae
Exons: 3
Coding region: 1-525 (174 amino acids)
Source: RefSeq, a predicted model, not a curated record